Merops nubicus (carmine bee-eater) is the source of this 1857-nucleotide messenger RNA. It is a transcript of the gene SLC23A3, whose product is annotated as solute carrier family 23, member 3. The transcript is spliced from 12 exons. Gene Ontology annotation, biological process: transmembrane transport. The record is from RefSeq and is a predicted model, not a curated record. Gene Ontology annotation, molecular function: transmembrane transporter activity. The coding region runs from base 1 to 1857 and encodes 618 amino acids. NCBI's taxonomy places the organism in Eukaryota, Metazoa, Chordata, Aves, Coraciiformes, Meropidae. Gene Ontology annotation, cellular component: membrane.
AUGAAUGGGAGCCACCACGGAGCGCGUGGUGCCAGGAGCCUUGUGCUUGCCUCCUGCUCCCCACAGAACGUGCGCUCCUGGGUGCUGAGCUGUGGAUUAGCCCUUCAGCACCUGGCUGUGCAGGCCUCCUUGCUCUGCAUCUUCCACCUCCUCCUGCUGCCCACCCUGCCCGAGGAGCCACCCCAUGCCCAGGCCACCAGUGAGCUGCUGGCCCGCAGCCUCUUUGCCUGCGGCCUCUCCACGGUCCUGCAGACCACCCUGGGGAGCCGGCUGCCACUGGUUCAAAUCCCAUCCUUCGAGUACCUGGUCCCUGCCGUGGUGCUGAGCUCCCACCUGUCCCUCGGUGCCAGCACAGACGGGAAUGGCACAGCUGUGGCCAGCGCGUGCCCUGCGCCGCACUGCACUGCCACAGGGAAGUGGGCUGCCUCGCUGAGAGAGGUCUCUGGUGCCGUGCUGGUGUCUGGGACGGUUCAGCUGAUGCUGGGGGUGUUUGGUGUGUGUGGCUGGGCAGCCCAGCGCUGCGGGCCCAUGGUCCUGGCCCCCAGCCUCUCUGUUAUUGGGCUGUCUGCAUACAAGGAGGCUGCUUUCUUCUGCUCCACUAACUGGGGGAUAGCGCUUCUGCUCAUGUUCCUCGCUGUCACCUUCUCCCAGCACCUGGGGUCCUGCCGCCUGCCACUCUGCACCUGGCCCCAGGCUGGGGGGGGCUCCAUGGAACUGUCUGUCCCCACCCUGCGCACAUUCUCGGUACUGCUCCCAUUUGCCGGUGUCUGCAUCUUGUGUGCCAUCCUCAGCCAUCUCCACAUCCCCUGGGAAUCGUUGGACCUGGUCAUGGCACAGCUGUCCUGGGCUAACGGCACCUUCCACGCUCCUUGGGUCCGCAUCCCCUAUGCAGACGAGUGGGGGUGGCCUCUAGUCACUCACCGGGCGCUGGCAGUGGGCAUUGCCAUGGCCAUCAGCUGCAGCAUGAACUCGGUGGGCUGCUAUGUGCUCUGCGGCAGGCUACUGCAAGCCCCCCAGCUGCCCCCACAUGCCUGCAACCGAGGGGUCUGUGUGGAAGGGCUGGGCAGCGUCCUGGCAGGGCUGCUGGGCACCCCAGGGGGCACAGCUGCCAGCAUCGCCAACGCCUGCACCACCAGCCUCAUACAGGCUGGUUCUCGCCUCUCCGUGCAAGUCAGUGGUCUGGCGUGCGUGGUGUUGGGCAUGUCCCCAAGGCUGGCAGGGCUCCUCACCCACAUCCCGCUGGCGGUUCAUGGAGGGGUGCUCUGUGUCACCUACGCCAUGGCUGUGGGCACGGGGAUCUCCUACUUCCAGUACGCAGACAUUGACUCGGGGAGGAACAUCUUCAUCGUCGGCUUCGCCAUGUUCAUGGCCCUGCUGGUGCCGCGGUGGUUCGGUGCGGCUCCAGCUCACCUGGCCACAGGCUGGGUGCCUCUGGAUCUCCUUUUCCUCUCCCUGCUCAUGGUGCCUGUCUUCUUAACUGGCUUCUUGUCAUUUUUCCUGGAGAACACAGUCUCAGGAACCCUGGAGGAGAGAGGGCUGCUCUCUGAGCUGGCACCAUGGAAAGCCAGGGCAGGUCAUCACCACCCCCGUGGAGAGAAGAAGUGUGAAGCCAGCCAGGCCUAUGAGCUCCCUGCCUGUCUGAGGAGGCUGCUGCCAUCCUCCUGUAAAGCCUUCCCCUGCUGCUUCCUCUGCCCAGGGAAUGAGGAAGAGGAGGAGGAGGCCAGAUCUGCCACCGAGGAGGGGACUGCUGCCCCAGGAGAAGGGAUGCAGCUUCUCCCCAAACCCUGCUCAGGGGAGCCACAGCUGGCCAGGAGGAUGAGUGAGAUGGAAGUGCCUGCGUGGCACACCAUGGCCUGA